AUUAGAAAAUGCCAAAAAGAAAAAUUUACGAACAGGUGAAAUACAUUCGAAGUGAUAAAUCAACUAAUAGAAAUCUUAUUCCACUUUAUUUUAAACCUCAUGUCAACACAAGGCGUGAAGAACUGGGUACCAGUGUUAUCAUAGUUAACGGCGUAGGGCGGCACUUACCAAACUUAUUCAGAGGGCGAUGUCGACUCUUGCUUUGAGCUCCAUUGGAAAACAAUAACAAUGCCAAACAAUUUGCAUAAGAACAGUAUAUUUUCACUGAUUUUGAAAAUAGCAUUUGUGCCAUAAGCCAAAAGUUCAUAUUAGCAGCUAUCCCCUCGCCUAGCAAUCGUGGCGAUCGCGUUGAAUGAGAAGGUGCAGAGCUAACGCAACAGGCAUUUGCAAACAAAAUUUAUGAAUAAACAAACAAUAGAAAGUUGUUCGUUUUUUGUUCCAAAGAUAUUUGGAAAUCAAGGCCAAGAUCUACAUACAUACAAAACCUAAAUUAUUUGUUUUGGUACACCAGCUAGGUUGUAUAAGGUGAAAUAUUAGUAUAUCCGAGGCAAUCCUCAGAAAGGCAAGCAUGAGAAUGGCAUCUACAAUCAAUUCCAAUGAGAGGGACGAUGGCAUCGCAAAUGACAUUUCAGUUGAAAGGUUAUAUCAGCGUAAACUAAUGAAAGAAAAUCCUAAUAAAAUCAGUCAACAUUCAGAAAAUGGAGCUUCAUGUACUGAAAACGAAGGAAAAAUAGAUGCGCCUCUACUUAAUGGCAAAUCUACAUUUUCAACUGCCAAUUCGAUCCAUCGCACAUCUACUGGAACCUUCAUGAAGUUGAAAACAUAUUUACAUGCGCUGCGCCCAUGGUCAUUAUCUGGCAGCUUGGUACCAACAUUGAUGGGCUCGGCAUUGGCAUAUCGUUCCCAGUGGGCAUCUGAUUUUAGUCUCAUAACAUUUUUUCUAACAGCCUUCACAGUAGUCACAGUACAUUGCGCUGGUAAUGUGGUGAAUACAUAUUUUGAUUUCAUUAAGGGAAUCGACAAACAAAAAGCCGAUGACCGCACUCUCGUUGAUCACAUUCUUACGAAGGAUGAGGUGGUCUCAUUAGGCGCAAUUUUGUAUAUGGCUGGAUGCGGUGGUUUCAUCUGUUUAGCCUUUCUUAGUCCAGCUAAAAUGGAGCAUCUCGCGUUAAUUUAUUUUGGCGGUCUAUCCUCUAGUUUUCUUUACACUGGUGGAAUUGGUUUCAAGUACAUAGCCCUUGGAGAUGUUGUUAUUUUAAUACUCUUUGGACCACUCUCAGUAUUGUUCGCGUUUAUGUCACAAACAGGGCAUGUAGAUUGGACUACUAUUUACUAUGCUCUUCCUCUUGCACUGAAUGCCGAGGCUAUAUUACACAGCAAUAAUACACGGGAUGUAGAAAAUGACCGCAAAGCAGGGAUUGUGACGUUAGCUAUACUCAUCGGACGCACGGCAUCACACGUCUUAUACGCACUACUCCUCUUCACGCCGUACAGUGUAUUUGUAGUAUAUGGUUUGAAAUACUCACUAUGGUUUUUAUUGCCUCUCGUGACUGUCCCACAGGCGUUUCAGAUUGAAAAGCGCUUUCGCAACGAACAUACAAUGAGCUCUGUACCACGACAAACAGCUAAACUAAAUUUCUUUUUCGGUGUGCUCUACAUAGUAGCGAUAUGCUGUGCUAAAAAAUUACCCGACUUUAGUUAUCGCAGACAUUAGAAUGAUAAAAUAAUUUUAUAUUCAUAGUAGUAGCGAACAAUAAUUUUCAUUUAUUAAUAAUAUGAUUAUUGUCAGAUAAUAAAUUAAAUACAUUCAUUAACACGAGGAGCGACUCAUAAGCUCGCGACUUAAGGUACAGAAUGAAUAAAAAGUAUGGUUCUAUAUUUUUCAAUGUAAACCCCUUCCCCCUUUUCAUAUCGUGAAUAUAAAACCUUUAUGCAACUGGAAAAAUAUUGUUUAGAUUUCUCUUCUAAAUGGAAAAAAUAUCUUCCUUCACGUAACUCCUUUUCGAAAAUACAAAAAGAAAAGGAUAAAUUUUCUAUGAAUUCUGUAGUAGUUUUUAAUACAUCCCUCGUAACCCGAGUAGUAUGUAUAAAUCUUACAAAGCGGUGGAAAAUGUCAUCCAAAUCACUGUAACGCAACUCCAAACAAAUGUACAAUUAGUGUUAUUAGUAAAAAUAUGAGGGGCCAUCUCUGAGUACCUUUAGUCGCGAACUUAUCAGCCGCCUCUUGUA
This is a messenger RNA of Anastrepha ludens (Mexican fruit fly), 2229 nucleotides long. RefSeq names its product ubiA prenyltransferase domain-containing protein 1 homolog (gene heix). The transcript is spliced from 4 exons. Gene Ontology annotation, biological process: menaquinone biosynthetic process; vitamin K biosynthetic process. The record is from RefSeq and is a predicted model, not a curated record. Bases 569 to 1714 code for a protein of 381 amino acids. Gene Ontology annotation, molecular function: prenyltransferase activity. Gene Ontology annotation, cellular component: Golgi membrane; endoplasmic reticulum. Lineage: Eukaryota; Metazoa; Arthropoda; Insecta; Diptera; Tephritidae.